GGGAAAAACCAGCCUAACCACCUUAGGGUUUAUAUAUACAGAAAAAUCUAUAAUUCAUACAUAGAAAAAGGCGAAUACGAUUGACACGAAAGGUCUCUCGCAUAGAAUCUCAAGCAGUCGGGUGGCAGGACUCGGGAUCCAAUCCAAUCAAGCACGACGAACAAGGAGGAAGAUGGAGCGGCGCUUCACCUUCUUCUUCUUCCACUGUUGCUGAUCCAUGGCCUCUUCUUCCCAACGUCGCUGCGUUUUUGUUGGAAACAUACCCUAUGAUACCACAGAGGAACAGCUCAUAGAAAUUUGCAGAGAGGUUGGGCCUGUUGUCUCGUUCAGGUUGGUUAUCGAUAGAGAAACUGGGAAACCUAAAGGGUAUGGUUUCUGCGAAUACAAGGACGAAGAGACAGCACUAAGUGCUCGUCGUAACCUUCAAGGUUACGAGAUCAAUGGCCGUCAACUUAGAGUUGAUUUUGCAGAGAAUGACAAAGGCGUUGACAGAAAUCGUGACCAGGGGCAUGGAGGACCUGGAUUGCCCACUGCUACUGAGCCUCUAAGUCAAAUUGGAGGAGCUACCAUACGAGGGGACUCUAAUAUCCAUCAGCCAAUUGGUCUCCACCUUGCUAUAUCAGCUGCAUCUAUAAUGGCGGGUGCUCUAGGUGGUCCUCAAGUCGGCUUGCAUUCUACACAAAGUACUCCGCAGGUUCCAGCUAGUGAUCCCCUGACGUUUCAUCUUGCCAAGAUGUCUAGGAGUCAGCUCACUGAAAUCAUAUCUUCCAUUAAGUUAAUGGCUACACAGAAUAAGGAGCAAGUUCGACUGUUGUUGCUGUCAAGGCCUCAGUUGCUUAAAGCUGUUUUCCAGGCACAGAUAAUGCUUGGUAUUGUGAGUCCCCAAGUGUUGCAGAUGCCGAAUAUCGUUCAGGCUCCUGGUCAUUUGACAGGGUCUUCGGUUCAAGAGACGCAAAAAUCUGAUCAAGUGGCCAGUUCUAACCUCCCCAGUUUACCUCCACUGGCACAAAGGUCGCAACCUUUGGGUCGCACUCCCCAUAGUCAAUUUUCUAUACCACAACAGUCUUCUAAACAACCCUUUGUUCAGAUCCCACAACAUGGCACUCCACAGCAACCAGCACAGCUGGGCCUUUCGGGAGCUCCAGUUCUUUCUUCUGCAAACCCUACUAUGAGAUCCCAAAUUCAAGUGUCCGGUUCUCUUUUAGAUGAAACCCCUCCCUUCCAACGCCAAGCACAAGUUUUGGCUUCAGCUUCCACUAGGUUAGGCUAUAGCGGUCAGAUUGCUCUCCCGGAUAAUACUAUCCAGUCAUCCGUAUUACCUCGCCCACCCUUUUCGAACUCUGUGCCGCUGACACAUAUAUCCCCGAAUGUUCAGUCCACAUUGAUUCAGCAAGUACUGAACUUGACGCCAGAACAGCUGAGUUUGCUUCCCCCAGAGCAGCGGAAAGAGGUCAUAAAGCUGCAACAAUCGCUCAGGCAAGAAUAGAUCAGAUGAUUUGGCCUUCAUAGGCGUGAGCCAUUUAACCCCGGGUCUCUCUUCCGA
Molecule: messenger RNA, 1543 nt
Organism: Tarenaya hassleriana
Lineage: Eukaryota; Viridiplantae; Streptophyta; Magnoliopsida; Brassicales; Cleomaceae
Product: cleavage stimulating factor 64
Exons: 9
Coding region: 218-1486 (422 amino acids)
Biological process (GO): mRNA 3'-end processing
Cellular component (GO): mRNA cleavage and polyadenylation specificity factor complex
Molecular function (GO): mRNA binding
Source: RefSeq, a predicted model, not a curated record